Messenger RNA from Hippoglossus stenolepis (Pacific halibut), 1147 nucleotides. RefSeq lists its product as uncharacterized. Bases 119 to 679 code for a protein of 186 amino acids. The record is from RefSeq and is a predicted model, not a curated record. NCBI's taxonomy places the organism in Eukaryota, Metazoa, Chordata, Actinopteri, Pleuronectiformes, Pleuronectidae. The transcript is spliced from 5 exons.
CCCAAAACCUCAUGUGGUCAUAAAAAAGUACGAGCACCUUUUUUUUCUCACUUCCUUCUACAGGAAAACAGACAAACUGUAAAUGAGAACUUCAUUUGUUGCAGAAGAAACGUGAAAGAUGCCACAGCUGCUUUUCUUCAUUAAGCUGCUGUUGGUGCAUUACACAACCCAGAGUCUGGCAGGAAUUCAAGCCGACCGCGGCAGUGACGUUUCACUCCCGUGUCUCUAUGAUGACAUUGAAAGCAUCGACUUCAUCAAUGUGGUGUGGUACAAGCUCAACAACCAGGACAGAAAUGGCAUUGUCAGGAGGAAAAAAAGGGGAAAUGUAACGCAGUUCUACAGUUUCGGCCGUACAGCAGAUUUCGGGGACAAAUACAGUUUGCUGCUUCCCAACGUGACGCCCGAAGACUCAGGCAAAUACGACUGUUUCAUCAGUGCAAAUAUAGGGGGUACAAACCUGAAUUCUGAGGUCUACCUAACGGUUCAAGAUUCUGUGACUCCUGCGACUGCGUCCCCCUCCCCCAAUGCACAAGUAAUGGAGCUGUCAGUCCUGUGGAGCAUUCUGGGAUAUAUGACAGUGGGCCUUGUCAAAGUCUUUUUAUCCAUAAUCAGCGUUUGGGUGAUUGGUGUCGUGACUUCAAGACGAUGGAAACGUAGGGAAAGAAGCACAUUCCUCUGAUUGGACACUCAAGAGAUUGUGUAAAUACACCGAAAAAUCCUCUAAAAAAGAAAUUAGAAGGAAUUUGGUUUGUUUAUUCGUUGUAUUUUACUUGCUUCCACAAGGUCUUUUUUUCUGUUCUCGUUUUAUAACAGACAUGAGAGGAUGUGAGAGGACGAACGAAAACCACUCGCACAAAACACAUGUAAAAUUGAAUCUUGACGUUUUCCACUUUUUAAAAAUAAAAUCUUGGGUUUAAAACUAAAAUGUUUAUCAAUUAAAUUGUAAGUAUUCUACUGCUGUUAAUUGUGCCAUUUAUAAAAGUUAAAUAACAAAUGUGCCUUGUGGUUUUCACCCUCUGCCUGUUGCACAUUUACUUCCUGACACCAUGUUUGAAACCAGUGAAACCACACACACACACACACCAAUGAGCAACCCUCCAUUUAUCUGAUGUUGUGUUAACGUUAUCAUAUAAACAUCUCAACCAUC